Molecule: messenger RNA, 1116 nt
Organism: Sphenostylis stenocarpa
Lineage: Eukaryota; Viridiplantae; Streptophyta; Magnoliopsida; Fabales; Fabaceae
Source: the annotation of a GenBank genome assembly
AUGUGCUUCUCUUCAGUCUCUCACGCGUUUAUGGCUAAGUUUGGACUGUCUCCCUUCUUGGUGCUUUUCUUGUUGCUGAGUGGUGGUGCAGUAAGAGGCCAAAAUGGGAGUGGGAGAGAAAUGGUGCCUGCCAUGUUCAUCUUUGGUGACUCUCUCAUUGACAAUGGCAACAACAACAACCUUCCUUCCUUUGCUAAGGCCAACUAUUACCCUUAUGGCAUCGACUUCAAUGGAGGCCCUACUGGUCGCUUCUCAAAUGGCUACACCAUGGUUGAUGAGAUAGCUGAACUGCUUGGACUUCCCUUGAUUCCUGCAUACUCAGAAGCCUCAGGGAAUCAAGUGCUUCAUGGAGUAAACUAUGCUUCAGCUGCUGCUGGAAUCCUUGAUGCCACUGGCAGAAACUUUGUUGGGCGCAUACCAUUUGAUCAGCAAAUAAGGAAUUUUGAGAAUACAUUAAAUCAAAUAACUGGGAAUCUUGGAGCAGACAAUAUGGCCACAGAGCUUGCACAAUGCAUAUUCUUUGUUGGAAUGGGCAGCAAUGACUACCUUAACAACUACCUUAUGCCUAAUUACCCCACCAGAAAUCAGUACAAUGGACAACAGUAUGCUGAUCUCCUGGUUCAAACAUAUGACGAGCAGCUGAGAAGGCUUUACAAUCUUGGAGCAAGGAAAUUUGUGAUUGCUGGACUGGGGCAAAUGGGGUGUAUUCCAAGCAUACUGGCUCAAAGCAUGACUGGAAGCUGCUCUGAAGAAGUUAACAUGCUAGUGCAACCUUUCAAUGAAAAUGUGAAGACCAUGUUGGGCAAUUUCAAUGCUAAUCUACCUGGUGCCAGAUUCAUAUUCGCUGACACUUCCCGCAUAUUCCAGGACAUCCUUCUCAAUGCUAGAUCUUAUGGGUUUAGUGUUGUAAAUAGAGGGUGCUGUGGCAUUGGAAGAAAUAGAGGUCAAAUAACAUGUCUUCCAUUCCAAACACCAUGCCCUAACAGAAAUCAGUAUGUCUUCUGGGAUGCAUUCCACCCAACAGAAGCAGUGAACAUUCUGAUGGGAAGAAUAGCUUUUAAUGGAAACCCCAAUUUUGUUUAUCCUAUAAACAUAAGGCAACUUGCUGAGCUAUGA